AUGAGUUUCAGCGGGCUACGGAGUAUUGCUCCGGCUACCAAAUCAAUCCGCUCAUUUAGAAAUCAGAAGCGGCCGUUUUCAUGCAGUCGACCUGCAGCUCGAAUUAUUGCCAGUCAACCCCUUCGUGCUAAAGAAGCUUCUCCCUUUCUCACCACAAAAUACCCUGUGAUCGACCAUGAGUACGACGCUGUUGUUGUGGGUGCGGGAGGCGCCGGCCUACGAGCUGCUUUCGGCCUUGCAGAAGCUGGAUUCAACACUGCCUGUGUGACAAAAUUGUUCCCUACAAGAAGCCAUACGGUCGCUGCACAAGGCGGAAUCAAUGCUGCGCUUGGAAACAUGCACGAAGAUGAUUGGAGAUGGCACAUGUAUGACACUGUAAAAGGAUCUGACUGGCUCGGUGAUCAAGAUGCGAUUCAUUACAUGACCAGAGAGGCACCCCAGAGUGUCAUUGAGCUUGAGGGUUAUGGCUGCCCAUUUUCGAGAACAGAGGAUGGUCGAAUCUACCAACGAGCUUUUGGCGGCCAAUCGAAGGAUUUUGGCAAAGGUGGUCAAGCCUAUCGAUGCUGCGCCGCUGCCGACAGAACUGGUCACGCUCUUCUUCAUACCCUGUAUGGCCAGUCCCUUAGGUACAACGCAAACUACUUCAUUGAAUACUUUGCCAUGGAUCUUUUGAUGGAAGAUGGAGAAUGCAAGGGCAUUCUUGCCUACAACCAGGAAGACGGAACCCUCCACCGAUUUAAAGCCCACCACACCGUCCUGGCUACAGGUGGCUACGGACGUGCCUAUUUUAGUUGCACUUCCGCGCAUACCUGCACAGGCGAUGGUAUGGCUAUGGUUGCACGUGCUGGCCUACCCAACCAAGAUUUGGAAUUCGUGCAAUUCCACCCUACCGGUAUUUAUGGUGCCGGCUGCCUGAUCACUGAAGGUUCUCGAGGCGAGGGCGGCUACCUCCUCAACUCCAAUGGUGAACGAUUCAUGGAACGAUAUGCAGCUACUGCCAAGGAUCUUGCUAGUCGAGAUGUCGUCUCUCGAUCUAUGACCCUCGAAAUCCGUGAGGGCCGCGGUGUUGGCCCCGAAAAAGAUCACAUUUAUCUCCAACUCAGCCACCUGCCUGCCGAAAUUCUUCAUGAACGUCUCCCAGGUAUUUCCGAAACGGCUUCUAUUUUUGCUGGUGUUGAUGUUACCAAACAACCAAUUCCAGUGCUGCCAACUGUUCACUACAACAUGGGCGGUAUUCCUACUCGCUACACAGGCGAGGUAUUGACGAUCGACGAAAAAGGCAAUGACAAGAUCGUCCCUGGUCUCUAUGCUUGUGGUGAAGCCGCUUGUGUCUCGGUCCACGGCGCCAACCGCCUUGGGGCCAACUCUCUUCUUGAUCUUAUCGUGUUUGGCCGUGCUGUUUCCCAUACCAUUCGUGACAAUUCUACGCCACAGAAACCCCACAAGGAGAUUAGUGCCGAUGCCGGUGCUGAUUCUAUUCGUGUUCUUGACCAGGUUAGAACCGCUGACGGUCCAAAGUCAACUUUCGACAUCAGAAACGCUAUGCAGAGAACUAUGCAAACGGAUGUUAGUGUUUUCCGUACACAAGCAAGUUUGGAUGAUGGCGUGAGAAAGAUCACCGAAAUCGAUCAAACAUUCAGCCAAGUUGGUACCAAAGAUCGCAGCAUGAUUUGGAACUCGGAUCUUGUUGAGACUCUUGAGCUGAGGAAUCUGUUGACUUGCGCGACUCAAACAGCCGUUGCUGCUGCUAAUCGAAAGGAAUCUCGCGGCGCCCAUGCUCGAGAAGAUUACCCUAAGCGCGACGACCAACAAUGGAUGAAACACACCCUUACAUUCCAGAAGGAGCCCCAUGGCAAGAUCGAUUUAACUUACCGAGCGGUGACGAGUACCACCUUGGACGAAAACGAAUGCAAGCCAGUGCCCCCGUUCGAACGCACAUACUAG
Ophidiomyces ophidiicola is the source of this 1944-nucleotide messenger RNA. RefSeq names its product succinate dehydrogenase flavoprotein subunit (gene SDH1). The transcript is spliced from 6 exons. Bases 1 to 1944 code for a protein of 647 amino acids. Gene Ontology annotation, molecular function: flavin adenine dinucleotide binding; electron transfer activity; succinate dehydrogenase (quinone) activity. The record is from RefSeq and is a predicted model, not a curated record. Gene Ontology annotation, biological process: mitochondrial electron transport, succinate to ubiquinone; tricarboxylic acid cycle. Lineage: Eukaryota; Fungi; Ascomycota; Eurotiomycetes; Onygenales; Onygenaceae.